AUGGGUUCUUGUGCUGCUUUAAUCUCCCUUAAUCAGACACUGAAUCGCAUUUCCGAAUCCGAUGAUUUUCUUUCCCUAACAGACAAGCAGUGUAUCCUUCAUGAAAUGGAUUCAGUUCUCGAUAAAAUGGAGGAGCUUCCCAGCAGCAGGAUAGUUGAUGCGGCAGCUUAUGAAAGACGAGUCGUAGAUGCUCUCCUAAUAUUCCAACGUCUUAUCGAUUCCCACUUGUCUGAUCGAGAUCAUGAUGAGAUCCGUUUUGCUUUGUCGCUCUCCCAUCAACUGCAAAUAGUCAAACAAGAAAUUACUUCGUUUCUCACACCAACUGACGUAAAAGAAGAAGAAGAACAACAACAACAACAACAACUCUGCAGCAGUAGGAGGUAUUCUAAUUUUGCUUCUUCAGAUUAUAGUACUUGGAAUCAACAACAGAAUCUUCUGGUGGGAUUGGAUGACCAAAUUACAGCACUUAAACAAUUGAUUUUCGAUCCCAAUUACUAUUACGUAGUUAUAUCAGUUGUGGGCAUGACCGGAAUCGGUAAGACUAGUCUUGUUCAACAAGUUUACAACGAUCCACUUGUUAUAAAAGAGUUCGAAACUCGAUUAUUUCUGCACAUCGGCCCAGACUACACUCGAUCGGAAGAUAUUGUGCUGCGUGUUCUCGAUGAACUUGGCGUCAUCGUCCCUUCUGAUAAACUAGACACGGAUUGUUUGCAGAAGCAAUUGUCGGAGGCUUUAUCUACUCAAAAGUAUCUAGUUGUCUUAGACGAUGUAUGGGCUGAUCUAAUCCUUCCUGAUUUUCAAGAAAACAGAAAAAAAAGUUUGAUCAUCAUCAUAUCUCAGAUCCAAAGAACUUAUGACUACAUUUAUACGCAAAAGUUUAUUAUAUUACCAUUUCUCAACGACGACGACAGUUGGAAACUACUUCAUCAGACGGCAUUUAGUAAUAGAGAGGAGAAGUGCAGUCGAGAACUUGAGAAAAUUGGGAAGAAGAUUGCCAAGAACUGUGAAGGACUCCCUGCAGCAAUUAUACAGGUUGGACAGAAUCUACGUGGAAAAUCUUUUGAAGAAUGGAAGACAUUAUCAGAAAAAGAAGAUCCACUCGUCAUCACAAGAUAUGACGAUACGCCAUUCUCAAAGGCACUAUUUUUUAGUUACAUGAUGUUGCAUCCCUAUCUAAAGCCAUUCUUUCUGUAUAUGGGUGUGUUCCCAAAACAUUAUGCGAUUUCUCGAUCAAAGCUCAUCAAAUUAUGGUUCUCUGAGGGCUUUCUGGAUACACAACCGGGGAUUGAAGAAAUUGUCGGACACACCUUUGAUCUACUUAUUCGGCAAAGUGUUGCUUUGAGAGAAAAGCAAGCUUCUAUAAAUUCGAUUGAAUUUAAGAACUGUAGACUGCAUUUCACCUUUCGAAGUCUAUGUGUACUAGAUGCACUUGCGAUCUGCUUCUACGAGUUCCCACAUCAACUACUUGCAUUACUUCAAUUGAAGUACCUUUCAAUCACGUGUGACAGAGAGCUCCCCAACUCCAUAUCCACACUUUGGAACCUCGAGGGCUUCGACCUCCCACCUCCUUCGAAUGAUUCUCAUCUUGAGAAUCUUAUAACAGUUUUGGGUGUGAGUGUUCACAGUUGUACCAUAGAAGUGCUUUCAAGAAUCCCCAAUCUGAAGAGAAUAGCCGUUCAAAUUGAGUCGGCACACGACUCAACCGAAACCUUCAAUUUUUUCGGUCACUUUGCCUCUGAAGAUAAGCCUGAGUGGAUGUGGAUUUCCUUGGGAGAAUAUGGAAGUGAUUGCUUCAUUAUCGAAUCUUAUAGUGCUCAAACUGCGAUAGUAUGCCUUUUGCGGCCCUCUGUGGAAAACCAGCCAAAGACAAGGACAGUUCCCCAGUCUGGAAUUCUUGCUGCUGGAAGACUUGGAUAUAGAGAACUUGGAAUUCGACAUUCUAUAUUUAAGGUUGAGGUGGAAGAAGGAGAAGCCGAUGGUGGAGGUGAUGGCUUCGGUGGAGAGAAAUGGAGAAGACAAGUAAGGGGUUGA
This is a messenger RNA of Erythranthe guttata (spotted monkey flower), 2031 nucleotides long. Lineage: Eukaryota; Viridiplantae; Streptophyta; Magnoliopsida; Lamiales; Phrymaceae. The record is from RefSeq and is a predicted model, not a curated record.